Alosa sapidissima (American shad) is the source of this 3306-nucleotide messenger RNA. It is a transcript of the gene chchd3b, whose product is annotated as coiled-coil-helix-coiled-coil-helix domain containing 3b. The record is from RefSeq and is a predicted model, not a curated record. The coding region runs from base 121 to 2745 and encodes 874 amino acids. Gene Ontology annotation, biological process: inner mitochondrial membrane organization. The transcript has 9 exons. NCBI's taxonomy places the organism in Eukaryota, Metazoa, Chordata, Actinopteri, Clupeiformes, Clupeidae. Gene Ontology annotation, cellular component: mitochondrion; MICOS complex.
GGGCAGGGGAUAGUACUCCUAACCUCCUUGAAUCCCUGCGUUGUGGGUAGAAUACACGCUGUACUUAAAAAAUACUACAACACAUUUUGUUACAGACAAGUGUCUUUUUUUUUUACAAGUAUGGGGAAUAAUAAUAGUCAUUCCUCUUUUGAGUCAGACGAUCAUGGAGGCGUUACGUUUGUGAAGGGCAUUCGGCUUUCUGAUAAAGUCAUUGACCGAAUGAGGGAGUCACCAAGAAAGGCCUGUCCACGGCCAGGUCAAAAAGCUGCCUCCACACCCCAUGCUGUGCCUGCUUCUCCCCAACCCAGACUCACACCCAUACCCACUGCUGAACGACUGGUCCCAGUUUUGCCUCAGUCUCCUCAUUUUGUGAGCACUCUACUGCCUCCUCCACUUAUCAAGCCAGUGCCAAUCAUUGAAACACUGCCAAGCCCUCCCCUCCAACAUUCCUUUGAGGAAGUCAAAACACAGUCCCCGAUACCACCUAAAGAGCAGCGGUCAAUAACUUCCACAACUCCUGCAGAAGGCAAAGUGGAGCCUACACCAUCAGUAAAAGAAGUUGUAGCCUCACCAUCUUCACUUCCAGAAUCAGUUGUCAGCUCUUCACCCACACCUGUAACUGAAGCCAUUCCCUCACCUGUUCAGGCGACACCUAAAGUUGUUUCUACUGAACCUGUAGCCUUACCACCCUCUCCACCUGUUGAUGUGCCAACCUCAACAACGCCUUCAUUGGUUGUAACACCCAUCCCUCCUCCUUCAGUUGAGCGUGUGGCUGAAUUUCUACCUUCACCUGAGCCUAAAGUCAUACAAAUGCCUUCUGUUGAACCUACAAUUGUGCCUGUGGAAUCCAAACCUUUACCUACACCUCCUGUUGAACCUUUGAAUGUACCCUCUCCUUCAACUGAGUAUGUUAACGAAUCUCUUCCUGCACCUGAGCCUAAAGUCAUACAAAUGCCUUUUGUUGAACCUACAGUUGUGCCUGUAGCUGUGGAACCUGAACCUUUACCUACACCUCCUGUUGAACCUUUGAAUGUCUCCUCUCCUUCAGUUGAGCGUGUCGCUGAAUUUCUAUCUACACCUGAGCCUGAAGUCAUUCAAAUGCCUUCGGUUGAGCCUACAGUUGUACCUGUAGCUAUGGAACCUGAACCUUUACCUACACCUCCUGUUGAACUUUUCAAUGUCUCCUCUCCUUCAGUUGAGCGUGUCGCUGAAUUUCCAUCUACACCUGAGCCUGAAGUCAUUCAAAUACCUUCGGUUGAGCCUACAGUUGUACCUGUAGCUAUGGAACCUGAACCUUUACCUACACCACCUGUUGAACCUUUGAAUGUUUCUUCUCCUUCAGUUGAGCGUGUCACUGACUUUCUACCUACACCUGAGCCUGAAGUCAUACAAAUGCCUUCAGUUGAACCUACAGUUAUACCUGUAGCUGUGAACCCUGAACCUUUAUCUACACCUCCUGUUAAUCUUUUGAACGUGCCCUCUCCCUCCGCUGAAGCUGAGACUCCGUCUACACGGCCAUCCAAAGAGCCUAUAGUCAUACCACAACCUUCAGCUGAUGAACUUGUAGUUGUACCCACACUUCCCACUAUUGAGCCUGUAGCUGAACCCACUCUUGUUCCCGCUGGACCUGUCGCUGAACCUGUACCUCCAGUUCAGCCCCUAGAUAUACAAGUCCACCUUGUGGAACCAACAAACGUACCCGCACUUCCGGUUGAAGCUAUUGCUGCACCUGAGCAUUCUGAAGACUCCGUUAUACCUGUAUCCCACCCAGUUGAACCUGUAGUCACACACACGUGCCAUCAUGAACCUGUAGCUGUGUCUUCCCCGACUGAAACUACAGGCACGGCUGCUGAGGCCAUUUUUUCACCAGUGCCUUCUGCUCCCACACCUCUACCUAUUACAGAAGAAACUGAGGCAAUUGCUAUGCCCUCACCCUCUGUAGUGCCCUCAGUCCCGCUGCUUGCCCUGGAAGACCAUGCAGAUAUGCUUCCAAACCCUUCAGCUGCCACUCCUCCUGCCAGUGGACUAUUAGCCUUGCAAGCAGGAUCAGAUAGUCCACCUCCCCCACCUGAGAGGCCUGUGGACACCCAUCCAAUCCCCUCCCUCCUUGAUACCAUGAGCCCUCCCCCUCAGCUACCUCCACCUAAAACACCUGUGGUCAAUGAAGAUGAAUUGAGAACACAAAUCAAAGGUGAACUACAGAGACUACUGGAGCAGGAGAUGAGCCAAGCACAAUUAAGGAUUCAGAAACAAUUAGAAGAGGAGAAACUCCGAGCCAGGGCCCUCGCUCAGGUGGCUGCUCAGGCCCAGAUCCAGGAGCAGGUAAAGAAGGUGUUGGAUGAGGAGAGGGCUGCCCACCAGAAGUCCUUAAAAGAGACCAUCAUGAAGGAGCGCAUGAACACUGAGGAUGAGCGCCUCAUUGCCCAGUAUUAUUGGUUGGAGCGGAAGGCUCAGAAGCUGGAGGAGAGAGAUCAAGACCUGAAGAAACAAGAUGUCCUUUAUAGGGAGCAGAUCAACAAGCUGGAAGAGAAGAGUACGCUAUUUUACAAGGUCACUAGUGAGAACUUCCGCAAGGGGAAAGAGGAUGCGCACAAUCGCUUCAAGAGAGUUCAGAUUAAACCUGCUUGUUCUGAGCUGCAAGAACAGAUAAUGAAGUGUUAUAAGGACAACCAAGGCCAGACCUUAGCCUGUUCCAAUAUCGCCUCACUCUACAUUCAAUGUGUGGACAAAGCCAAACAAGUAUGAAUCACAAGGCAUGCAGGGCAUGUGGUUGAAUUGUUCUUGAAAAGCGAAGACGAGUAUUGGGGCGUAAACCUGAUAAAUCUCAGGAUGGCAGCAGCAUCCAUAUACAAUCCAACAUGUCCUAAAGUGAGAUCAAGCCAUAAGAGACCGUUUACAGUGUACUCUUUUUCUGAACAGGAUCUCCAAUACAAAGGUUUCAAUGCUCUUAACAAUCCACUGUGUAGUGACAAAACCUGUAGAUUUGUGAAGGCCCUGUCGGGGAUAUAGGCCAUGCAAGACAAGAACUGGAAACAUUGUAGUUUGUUGACUCUUCAUGUUCCACAAAUGCAUUGUUAAUGUACACAGUAUUGCACCACCAACCCAGAAGUUAACUACAGGAUGUUCACACUGCUCAUAUGGCGGAGGACUGAAUUAUCAGAAUUGCAAUAAUUGUACAAUCACUUAACAAAUUUGCAAUCAACAAAAUGCCAAGGGUUAGGUGGAUGCAUGCUGAUUUUAAAUCUUUAUAAUUUGAAUUACGGUAUGAAUGUGAAGCCAAAUAAAAGGGAAAAUUCUUUAAAAUUA